CUUGGAGUUUCUAGUCCCCAAAACUGGGUAUUUAGGGGUAGAGAAUUAGACAAUGUCCGUUAUUAUUAUAGAAAGGCGAACUUGCGAUAACCCUGGGGUUGCUCUCCAGUCGUCUUGUCUAUAACUUGGUAAACGUCUGACAUAGGUUUCGAUCAUGUUGUUAUUAUCAUCUUCAUACCUUAGCCUAACGGCAGUCAUAUUAGGUGUCGCAUCUCAUCUUGCUAUCUUCAUCAGAGGAGAAUGGCAUAUGCUAGCACCUACCCUCGUUAAAAUAUACUCUGUUCUUGUAUUUAUCAUAUUCUCUACGCUGUCCUAUGUUAGCGCAGAUACCGCUUAUGGUCGUAGGGCAACUGCCUUAGUGGUAGCUUCGUACGCCACCGGACUUUUCACCAGUAUCAUUCUCUAUCGGAAAUAUUUCCACAGGCUGCGCAAUUUUCCUGGUCCCACUGCCGCUGGAAUCACUAAACUCUGGCAUGUGUGGCAGUGUCGAACCGGGAAGAAUUAUCUCGUCAUUGAGAAGCUGCGUGGAAAGUACGGACCCGUGAUUCGGACCGGCCCGGAGGAAUUGACGAUAAUCGACGCUUCUGUUCCUUCGGCCGUUGACGGCCCCAAAAAUAAUUGCACUAAAGCUGUAUGGUAUGACUUUUUGCUUCCCGAGAUUGCCUUGAACACAACUCGGAGCAUUAAAGAUCAUGACAUUCGGCGAGGUAUAUGGAACAAAGGCUUUAGCAAUAAAGCACUUGCUAUCUACGAAGAACGUGUCGUGGAGUACGCAGAGAUGCUCGCAUCACAGAUCGAGAGGCUCGCUCGAGAAGGUACCACAGUUAACGUAUCGGAUUGGUUUUACUGGUUCACCUUCGACGUUAUGGGCGAAUUCGCCUUCGCGCGAUCAUUCGGAAUGCUCCAAGAUGAGAAGUGGCAUUUCGCAGUGCGAUUAUUGAGGAAAGCUAUGGGCUUGCUCGGUCCAUUCAGCCCAGUGCCAUGGAUCGCGCAAAUAGCAUUCUACACCACACCCUGGAUGUUUGUUGUUCGAGACUGGCUAGCUAUGAUGCAAUGGUGUAGGGACCGCAUGAGCGACAGAAUACAGGCAAAAGUAGCGAGGCCCGAUGUAUCGCAUUGGCUCAUAGAUGCAUCUAUUCAGAAGGGUUCCUUGGACGCUGAUCGUGAAUGGCUAAAUGGUGAUGCUGUUACUAUUAUUAUUGCCGGAAGUGAUACUAUUGCGCCGACCCUAGUCUUCGCUUUCUAUGAGCUGGCUCGCAGCUCGUGGCAACAAGACGAAUUACUCUCUGAGCUCAAAGAUAUAAAUAUCUAUGAUCGCGUACAGCUCCAAGGCUGCGCUCAUUUAACUGCUAUUAUAAAUGAGACGCUACGGUUGUAUCCUCCCGUACCUACUGGUGGUUAUCGUCAAUCCCCACCAUCUGGGAUAACCAUCAACGACGUGUACAUUCCUGGAAAUGUUACUAUCGCCUCGCCCCGAUAUUCACUUGCGCGAUUGGAAUCAUCUUAUGAAAGUGCUGACCAAUUCGUACCUGAGCGCUGGACAACACGACCGGAGAUGAUCAAAGAUGCUCGGGGAUUUGCGCCGUUUUCCCAGGGUCGCUUCAAUUGCGUUGGUAAAUCUCUCGCGAUGAGUGAGAUGCGAUUCGUUAUCGCUUUAUUAGUGAAAAGGUUCAAGGUUGAAUUUGCAGGGGGCGAUAGGGGUGAGAAAUUGUUCGCUGACUUGAGAGACCAAUUCACAGCCGCACCAGGUCGGUUAGAUUUACGGUUCCGAGUCCGAGAGUGAAGAUCUUCCAACUAUUUUUUCAUGAAGUCUGGUCAGGCAAUCUGCUUGGUUAUUCGGGAAUAUGUCAUUUAAUGGCUUGUGUU
This is a messenger RNA of Hypoxylon trugodes, 1866 nucleotides long. RefSeq names its product cytochrome P450. Bases 155 to 1783 code for a protein of 542 amino acids. The transcript is spliced from 3 exons. The record is from RefSeq and is a predicted model, not a curated record. Gene Ontology annotation, molecular function: monooxygenase activity; heme binding; iron ion binding. NCBI's taxonomy places the organism in Eukaryota, Fungi, Ascomycota, Sordariomycetes, Xylariales, Hypoxylaceae.